AGGAUCGGCGACUCCAGGAACAGCCCCUCGUGUUGUGCCUGCAUCGUCAGCCCUGACGAGGUGCAUCACCUCGGGCUCGCUGGUUGCUUCCUGCCCUGAAGCGCUGUGCACACCGGGCUCCGUUCCACCUUGCGGGCAGCUGCUUUCCAUUAACGGGCAAAGCGAUUGCCACCGAGGCCGGCAGCACCGUUGGGAGCUGGACGUGCUGGAGAAAAACCGCAGGAGUUGUUUCAAGCUGUCCGACCUUGUUGAGGGUCUGGCAGAGAGCUCCUGCGCCUCGGGGUCUCUUCAACGGGGCUGUCCCUGAUCCAGACCCCGGAGGAGGAAGAGGAGGAGGAUGAGGCUGGAGUUUCUCCUCUUCGUGGCAGGAGCCAUGGCAGUGCCGAGGCUCUCCCCACCGCCGCUCGGGCUCCUCUUCCAAGAGGACGGGGGUUCCCUGAAAAUCAGCUGCCUCGCCCCGCAGAGCUACACCGGCAGCACCUUCGAGCUCUUUGCGACGGGUGCCGAUGUCCCCACGCAGAGUGUCUCCGCCAACCCGGGUCAGCACAAGGUUGAUUUCACCCUGGAUGGGACCGCGCUGGCCUCCCGGUGCUACCGGUGCAGGUACCGGAGCUAUAACGGCAGCGCCUGGCAGAUGUCAGCAUUCAGCAUGGAGAUUGUGGUGAACGCCUCAGGUGACACCGGCUGUCAUCCCCCCACCGCCGCCCCGACCGGCCCUCCUCUGCCAACCUCCACCACUCUGCGGCAAGAUCGUUCCUGGCUUCUCCCAGUUGCUGUCAGUGUGGCCGUCCUGGUGCUGCUGCUGCUGGCAGCGGCAGUGGUGGUGGCCUGUCGAGUCGAGGCCAGGAGACAGCGGGCAAAGAGGCAGCAGGCGUCUUGCUGGAUGGAAACGCGGUACCCCACCACCGAGCUUUCCUAUGACAACUGCGCCUAUGCCGUCAGUGUGAAUGCGCAGCCAGGAGCCGCUGAUGGCACCGGCACACCCCCGGCGUCCCCACAGAGAUACCCCCAGGCGUCCCCCCCUGCGGCACCCCACUUCAGCACCUUCAGGUCCUUGGCAUGAGCCCCGGCGGGGCCGUGUCUGCCGGCGCUCCCCAUGGUACCAGAGCCCAGCUCCUCCUUCCGCCAGGGAGCACGAGGAGCCCCCGGCUCAACUGUGAGGGAAGGGGCUGUGUGAAGUCAAGGUCAGCAAGGUGCUGGCACGCUGCAGCACCACGCUGGCUGGGGGACGUGCCGGGGGCUUCCCAGAGCUGCCCACGAGACCCCCGGCACGGGAGAGGUGCCGACGCACCGCCAGCGAUUCAACACCAGAGCCGGCAAAGGGCCCUCCUCUUCCUCACACCUUUGCCACCGGGGAGAUGGUGGGCACGCGGCAGAGCUGGGCUGGGCGCCCCAA
Messenger RNA from Haliaeetus leucocephalus (bald eagle), 1396 nucleotides. Its product is annotated as chromosome unknown open reading frame, human C19orf38. Bases 338 to 1063 code for a protein of 241 amino acids. The record is from RefSeq and is a predicted model, not a curated record. Lineage: Eukaryota; Metazoa; Chordata; Aves; Accipitriformes; Accipitridae. The transcript is spliced from 9 exons.